Molecule: messenger RNA, 1120 nt
Organism: Python bivittatus (Burmese python)
Lineage: Eukaryota; Metazoa; Chordata; Lepidosauria; Squamata; Pythonidae
Gene: CTRL
Product: chymotrypsin like
Biological process (GO): proteolysis
Molecular function (GO): serine-type endopeptidase activity
Source: RefSeq, a predicted model, not a curated record
UAAAAGCCCAGCAGCACUGGGGGACCUGAAGCUUCCUGGGGGUACCAACUGAAAUGGCUUUCCUGUGGGCAGCUCUUACUUAUCUAGCGCUCCUUGGCGUUGCCUGUGGCUGUGGGAUCCCAGCAAUUAAGCCCAAUGUGAGGAACACGGAGAGAAUUGUCAACGGAGAGAAUGCUAUUUCUGGUUCUUGGCCUUGGCAAGUCUCACUGCAGACCAGCUCAAAUGCCCAUUUCUGCGGUGGUUCCCUGAUCAAUGAGAAUUGGGUUGUUACUGCUGCUCACUGCAAUGUGAAACCAAGAACUCAUUUUGCUGUCCUUGGAGAGCAUAACAGAAACUCUGGAGCUGAGCCAAUCCAAAGGCGAUCCAUAAUCCAGGCGAUCACCCAUCCUUCCUGGAAUGCUCAAACUUUGAAUAAUGACAUCACUCUGUUGAAGCUGUCUGCCCCAGUCCAGCUGAACGCCCGCGUUUCUCCUGUCUGUCUGGCUUCUCCCACAGAGUCUUUGCCCUCGGGACUAAAGUGUGUCACAACUGGAUGGGGACGGACUAGUGGGACUGCAAGCGGCUCUGCAAUCAUAUUGCAGCAAGUUGUUCUCCCCUUGGUGCCUGUAACCCAGUGCCAGCAAUAUUGGGGCAACCGCAUCACCAGUUCCAUGGUAUGUGCCGGUGGGGCUGGCGCCUCCUCCUGCCAGGGUGAUUCUGGUGGCCCUCUGGUAUGCCAGAAAGGCUCGGUAUGGAAUCUGAUUGGGAUCGUCUCCUGGGGUACAUCCAACUGUAACGUCAGGGCUCCUGCUGUUUAUACCCGAGUCUCCAAAUUCCGCAACUGGAUUGAUCAAGUGGUAGCUAGAAACUGAUGACACCCCUGGGAAGCACAAGACAAAUGCUGUCAUUCAGUGUAAGAAAUCUGUCAACGUACCUUCUUCCAACUGAGAUAUGGAAAAAUCAAAUCACUUCAAAGGAAAAAAAUCUUCCUCCAAUGAUGGUCUGUCAUACUCAUCAGUGAAGCAGACUAGUAACUUUCUUCAAGUGUCUUCAAGUUCUUUCUUCAAGAACUCUGAACCUAGUUCCAGCUGUGUAACAUCUCAAACAAACAAUAAAUUUUUAGGGCAUUCAUUUUUAAUAA